Cooperia oncophora is the source of this 252-nucleotide messenger RNA. NCBI's taxonomy places the organism in Eukaryota, Metazoa, Nematoda, Chromadorea, Rhabditida, Trichostrongylidae. The record is from the annotation of a GenBank genome assembly.
AUGCUAGGAAAGUCAUAUUUUGACUGUGCUCCACGAGCUGAUGCUGUAUUUAUCCGAUUCGACAAUCAACCAGAAGAUGCAUGGGCUAUCGAUGAAAUUUUGCAAAAGUGGCACUUUGAACAUCCUGUCCUGAUGCCUUGCACUUCAUGGCUGGACGACACGCUGACGUAUCAAAUAGGACCCGCAAAUGGGGUUUUUAUCACUCAUGGCUAUCGAUAUGGCGCUGAACCGAACGAACUGAUACGUGAAUGA